CCAACAUGGCGGCGGCUUCAGCAAAUGUGAAAGUUGGGGCGUCUGCUCUUUUAUUUCUGGCCGUUUUCAUGGUAACCGAUGGACAAGUGACCACACCCGCGACACCAAUAAGUUGUCAACCUAUUGGGUACAAUACUAAGAAUCUAACGAGAGCUGAUUAUUGGGAAUUCACCACAGAUAAAGGACCAUGUCAAAAUGGGACAAAGUGUACAUUCUACAUGAGCUUAUGUAAGAAGUUACCUGACAUUGGAGCUGGCACAAUGUGUAAAGAUGCUGCUGUUUGCCAGAAAUCAGAGGCGUCUGGAGCUUAUGCAAGUCUCGGGAUGAAUGGUUCAUUUGUGAACCUCACGGUAAAUGAAUUCUGGGCUUUGUUCCCAAAGGGUGCUGAGCACAAAACCAAACAGAACACAACAUGUCGUCUGGCCUCUUAUUAUGUGUUUCUAUGCGACAAAAACGUCCCUUGGAUUCCUGUGGAGAGAGCAGCUGGAAGUUCACCUGUUGCAUCAAAAGUACCAGGGACACCAAUUAUUACUUAUAAUGACAGAACGUGCACAUACAAUGUGACUGUUCGCUAUGCUGGGGCUUGCUACCAAGUCACACCUGCUGCUGCAAUAGCUGUCCUUAGCGCUGGAAGUGUCCUUGUCAUAUUAUUUACAGUAGCAGUUGUGGUGUAUUGCUUAGGUGGUGUAACUUAUAACUAUUGUUCGGGUGCAGAGCAGCGGCAGCUGGUUCCACAUGCUGAAUUUUGGGAAGAGCUUCCCAGCAACAUCAAGGAGGGCUUCAGAUUUACCUUCACCUGUGGUCAAGGCUCCAGUGGCCAGAAGACAUAUGAACAACUCUAACAGAAAAAAAGAUUUUGAAGAAUUUGUUUGAUUUCAACCACUAUUCUCAUAAAACCCGCCAUAGAAACAUGCUCAAAGAACUCCUUAGUUACAAAGUUGAGAAUUUUCUUGUUCUGUUUCUGGUGCUCUUAAUUCUUUUCUGUGAUCUUUAGAAUUGGUCUAAUCUCUGUAUUUUCACAAUUGUUAUAAAUACAUGAUAAAAAAACAGACAGAAAAACUUUGAUGUAUAAACAUUUAGGAUUGUUGUGGUAUAUUAGUUUGUAGAGGUAAUACAUCUAUAGAUGUCUACUCUGCAGUGCCUUCACUGUGGAAUAUAUAUCAUAUAUUUCGAGUAAAAUAAUGAACAAAAACCAUCAGUAGUCUUCCAACUAUUUAGGCAGGAAGGUGAAAUGUAAUAUUUUCAUACGUCAUAUAGAGAUUUGCACAACUGUAUUUUCUCAGUGACUUUUCUAACUGGUACUGGACCCCAUGCCUGGAUAAUGCUUCAGUCCAUGUUGGUUUUCCUCUUUUUGGGUACGUAUUUUCAAAAUGUAUACUCUUCUUGACUGAUGUACACUCUGCAGAUGAAUGUUGGAACUUUAAUGCGCAACUUGGGACAAAAGAUGAUUGGUUAAUUUUUGGUUAAAAUGAGCUAUAUACACGUAUAAGCAUUUUGUGAAAUCAAAGAUUUUCUUUUGCUAGGCCUUAUAAAUUUUUGGUAAUGUCAUGUCUUUUUACGCUCCCUUUUUUUAACGGCCUUGAACUUGCUGUAUUUCAAAUCAUGCUUCUAUUUACAAAUGUCAAACACGUCAAAGAGAGUUUUCAGUACUUAUUUGUAAAAUGGACAAAUUAUAUAUGAUAAAUGGUACUAUAUGUAUAAUGGAAAUUUUGUACUGGAUGUGCUAAGAUGGUAAUUAUGUUUUUUUCUGGUAAUGGAAAACAAUUAGGUGACUCUCACCAAUGCCAAUAGAUGUACAUGUAUGUAACGUACAUGUAGGUCUGUGGUGCAAGAAUGCUUUGAUUUCGUUGUUGAUUCCUCUGGCAAAUAUAAUGUCAUUAAUAUAGUUUUCAUGUAAUGCAAUCAUAUGCAUAUGAUCAAAAGUUGUUCUGGUUGCUCUGACAUUGUCAGUAUGGAUAUAAUAUUUGUCAGGUAUUCUUGUUUUUGUUUAUUUCCAAGUUAUCAAGUGUACUAUAUUAUUCCAAUAGAUGUAUUGUUUUAUUAGUGCAGUGUAUAAUUGCUACGCUAUAACCAUUGUUGAAACACUACACUGGUUCUAUGAACACCGACGGGAGUGGUCAAAUGCCUUUUCGUAGGUGUGAAAGGGGUUCUCUCUCAUUGUUUGUGUCCAUCAGUUACCUUUGCAAAAGAGCUAUAGACAAAGUGGGCAUGGAAGAGUCCAUGUCGAAGUCCUGUAAGCCCUAUUGUGUACGUACAUGUAGGAUCAGUGUGGUUAAGAAGCCAGGGAGUUUCAUUAGUUAACAUUGAUGUAUUUUUCUUUGAUUAUAUUUUUUUCCCAUAAACUUCUUGUAUUAGCAGUAAUCAUGGUAUUUGGACAGUGAGUAUUAAGGCUAAAGUUAUACCCCACAUUGAUGAAAGUAAGGUUUGUUAAUUAUAGUGUCACUCCUAUCUCUCAUUCCAGACGCCUGGGGAGAAGGCAGUUUGAUAAUUGUACACUAUAUUUUACUGAAUGCCAGCUAUAAAGCAACCGGCCACAAUAGAAAUAACUGACAAUAGGGCUCAAACCUUUGACCCUCCCAUUCACGACAUAAAAAACUGUUUAAUAAUACAUGUAAUAAGUGAAAUAAAUAUUGUAAAUUCUGC
Lineus longissimus is the source of this 2643-nucleotide messenger RNA. RefSeq lists its product as uncharacterized. Gene Ontology annotation, cellular component: trans-Golgi network. Bases 6 to 842 code for a protein of 278 amino acids. NCBI's taxonomy places the organism in Eukaryota, Metazoa, Nemertea, Pilidiophora, Heteronemertea, Lineidae. The transcript has 6 exons. The record is from RefSeq and is a predicted model, not a curated record.